Molecule: messenger RNA, 2654 nt
Organism: Hevea brasiliensis (rubber tree)
Lineage: Eukaryota; Viridiplantae; Streptophyta; Magnoliopsida; Malpighiales; Euphorbiaceae
Product: trehalose-phosphate phosphatase A
Exons: 13
Coding region: 1244-2398 (384 amino acids)
Biological process (GO): trehalose biosynthetic process
Molecular function (GO): trehalose-phosphatase activity
Source: RefSeq, a predicted model, not a curated record
GGUUGCAUAUGGUAAUGCUUUGUCUCCAGUGGGUGGGGUAUGAAUAGCUUUUUAUUAUACACCACCAUGGAAUGGCUAAUAUUUUCUCUACCAGAUGUAAACUUUGUGGGCCAGUUUUAAACGCUGAACACUAUUUGUUUUUUGGUUUCUUUCUUUCUUGGCUAUAGAUUGGCUAGUGUGCUUGUUUAUUGUUUAUUUUCUAUAUGCUUUAGGUGAUUUACAGUUUUAUGUGUUUCGACACUAGAAAAGAAAUGCAUUUUAAGCUUUUCUUUUUCCCCUGCAAGUCUAACCCUGCUUAUUUAUAUGUUUGUUUAACUUUUCUUCUCCUUUUUACUCCUCCUCUUCUUCUUCUUCUUUUCAAUAUUAUUUAGUACCAUCAUUGUGUUUCUGGUAGUUAGAGUACAGGGAACAUAAAAGGUUUCUGAGAGCUUAAACUUGAAAUAUUGAAACUGUUAAUAUGUGUUGCGGAAUUAAUUGUGCCACUUAAAUAAUGCCAAAACAAUUGUCAGGCUUUUCAUUUUUACAGUUUCUUUUUUAAAAGUAAAAUUCAAGUUUUUCUAGGUCAUCAAUUUUAUACUGACAAAUAUUUGGGGUGAUAUGUUCAUCAAUUUGUUUGAUGCUUUCUCAUUGACCUUAAUUCACUGGCUCAAAUAUUUUGCAGAGCUUCGGGUUAGGUGGACUUGAUUCUCAUUUCUUAUUCCUUUGGAUUCCAAAAAAAAAAUUAGGGAUGGCUUUAUAUAUAUAUAUUUUUUGCUACCGAAUGCAUAAUUUGGGAAAUCACAAGAAUGGUGGAAAUUAAAUUCUCUCUUGGCAGUGAAAUAUUUUUUUGAUGCUGCAGAAGAUGUUGGAAGACAUGCUUUAAUAGCAGAUAAUGAAAAUGGAUAAUUUGUUUUAACUUACAAGGGAAGAGGGAGCUCAAAUCAGUGUGGAGGUUGAAGAUUUCUAACGAAUCUGAGCUAAAGCCAAACUCUGCUCUUAGACUCGAACAUUUGUUUAUACAUGGUGACUAGGGAGAUGAUAACCUCCAGUGUUCUGCAGGACUUCUGUGCUUGAUGGACUGCUCGCCUGCUAGCAGUGAUAAGAACACUUUGAAGAGGUGGUUUUUCAUUGAUAAAAGAGUUGGGUGAAGAGAUAUCUGAGAUUUCUUACUGAAAUCCUCUACUGCUUCUCUUUUGAAAGGAUUGUCUGCUGUAAACUUUUACUUCAUUUGUCUCUCAUAAAUUGCUUUAGAAAUCUGGAUCAAAUGGACCUUAAAUCCAAUCACAAUGCUCCUGUUCUCACUGACUCUGCACCCAUAAGCAAAUCAAGAUUGGGCGUGCAUUCCAGUUUGUUGCCUUACAAUCCCGGAGCUGCUUUUUCGUCAAAUUUAUUUCUAACUAUCCCUAGGAAGAAAACUGGAAUAUUAGAUGACGUUCGCUCUAGUAGCUGGCUUGAUGCUAUGAAAUCCUCAUCCCCUCCUCACAAGAGAAUAACCAAAGAUCUCAGUAAUGAGUUUGCCUCAGCUGAUACUGAUGUUGCCUAUGCCACCUGGACGCUUAAGUAUCCAUCAGCGCUUACAUUUUUUGAGCAAAUUGCAAACUUUGCAAAAGGCAAGAGAUUAGCAUUGUUUCUGGAUUAUGAUGGGACUCUUUCACCAAUUGUUGACAACCCUGACUGCGCAUUCAUGUCUAACGCUAUGCGUUCUGCUGUAAAGAAGGUAGCAAAAUGUUUCCCAACAGCAAUAAUUAGUGGGAGAAGCCGUGAUAAGGUACAUGAGUUUGUAGGACUAACAGAACUCUAUUAUGCGGGUAGUCAUGGGAUGGACAUCAUGGGCCCUGUUAGACAAUCUGUGCCCGAUGACCAGCCAAAUUGUAUGAGGUCUACUGACAAUGAGGGCAAGGAAGUUAAUUUGUUCCAACCAGCUAGUGAAUUUUUACCCAUGAUUGAUGAGGUAUAUAGUUCCCUUGUUGAGAGUACAAAAGACAUUAAAGGAGCAAAAGUUGAAAACAACAAGUUCUGUGUAUCUGUUCAUUACCGUAAUGUAGAUGAUAAGAGUUGGACAUCAGUUGCACAGUGUGUCUAUGAUGUCAUAAAAAACUAUCCACGCCUGCGAUUGACUCAUGGGAGGAAGGUUUUAGAGGUCCGACCUGUGAUCAAUUGGGAUAAGGGGAAAGCUGUCACGUUUCUGCUUGAAUCACUUGGUCUAAGCAAUUGUGAUGAUGUGCUUCCAAUUUAUGUUGGAGAUGACCGGACAGAUGAAGAUGCAUUUAAGGUUUUGAGAGAAAGGAACUGUGGUUUUGGUAUUUUAGUAUCAUCAGUGCCAAAGGAAACCAAUGCAUUUUACUCUCUAAGGGACCCAUCAGAGGUGAUGGAGUUCCUCAAGUCCCUGGUGAUGUGGAAGAAGUCAAGUGCGUUAUGAGAUUUACAAAGGAUAUAUAAAGAAGAUAAUAAUCUGACUUGGUGACAUAUUCAUACGAUAAGAAAGCUUAUGUGUUUUCGUUGGUUACUUAGGAAAUACACCCAAGUGUUUUUGAAGCAGAGAGUUGUGCAGAAGACUUUCCUUUAUACUAGCUAGAAUCCUGCAUAAUUAUCACUGCUCAAAGCUUCGUCUUAAUUGUAAAUUCCUUUCUUUGAUUAUCUUUAUAUUAAUCAUCAUUUUUGCUCCUUUAUAUUCA